Rotaria sordida is the source of this 1575-nucleotide messenger RNA. The record is from the annotation of a GenBank genome assembly. Lineage: Eukaryota; Metazoa; Rotifera; Eurotatoria; Philodinida; Philodinidae.
AUGGUGAAUAAAGCAUUGCGUACAGAAGAUGUUGAACAACUGCAUACUUUUCGUUUUUUUAUUGCGGAUCUAUCAUCGGCAUUGGCGAAUGAAUAUAAGAAGAUGAUGGAAGAUCCUAAUAACGGGAUGAUAAUCACGACGGUCUAUCGCGGUGCUCGAUUAACACUAACUGAACUUGAAGAAUUUCGAUCAAACGAGGGUAAACUUAUUUCAAUUAAUGGUUAUUUAUCCACAAGUCGUUCGCGUUGCAUAGCAAUUAAUUUUGCUGUAAAGAGUAAAAAACAAGUUGAUUCUGUUCCAGUACUGUUUGAAAUUGAAUGUCAAAAUGAUGAAAAUGACUGUUCUAUUUUUGCAGAUAUAACGAGUUUCAGUAAUUUUCCCGAUGAACAAGAAAUUCUAUUUGAUUUAGGCGCUGUUUUUAUAGUUCAGACAGUGAGUGAAGAAGAUAAUAUGUGGAAGAUUUGUUUAAGUAUGACAGGUGACGGACGAGAAAUUGCCAGACAGUACAUUGAAGAAAUGAAAAAAGAAAUGCAAGGAGAUAGUAUAUCAAUGUUCUUUGGAUCGCUAUUGACUCGGAUGGGUCAUUAUCAGACAGCUCAAACUUAUUUUCAACAAUUAUUAAAAGAUCCCGUUAAUGAAAAUCUUGCUUAUAUUCAUAAUCAACUUGGUCUAGUUUAUCAGGCCAACGCUGAGUUUGAUCAAGGCAUGUAUCAUUUUGACGCAGCUUAUCAACUUAUGAGAAAGUCGCAUCCACUUUUGCUUCGAGAUUUAGCAUGUGUAUUGCGUAAUAUGAGUCAUGUUCUAACGGAACAAGGACAUUAUGAGAAAGCACUUAAGCACUGCAAUGAAGCCAAAAUAGUACUGGAAGAAUUGAAUGAUUCAUGUCAACUCGACAUAGCACAUUGUCUGCAUAAUAUCGGAUCGAUUUAUCAAGGUUUGCGCAAAUAUAUUGAAGCACUCAAUUAUUAUGAACAAGCAUUAGAGAUCAAACAAGCUUGUUUACCUGAAAUUCAUGUUCACAUUGCUGAAACUUUGAAUUCUAUCGGUCUCGUUUAUCUAAUGACCAAGGAUAUUGAAAAAGCAUUUAAUUUUUGUCUUUCAUCUCUUCAAAUGUUUCAGACAUGUUUACCUGAAGAUCAUUCUGAUAUUGCUAAUGUUCUUCAUAAUAUUGCUGAUUGUUAUCAUAGUAAACGUCAAUAUAACGUAGCUCUUCAACAUUAUGAUCUCGCACUAGCUAUAAAAAAAAAGUGUUUUCCUCCAGGUCAUCCAUCAAUUGCUAUGACUCUUAAUAACAUUUCUACUGUGCUCAGUGCCAAGGGAGACAAAAUGAAAGCACUUAAAUUGUGUUUGAAAGCGUUAAGAAUGCGAGAACGAGUAUUAUCCUUCGAUCAUCUCGAUCUUGCAACAAGUUUAAGUAGUGCAGGACAUAAAUAUGAAGCAGUGAAAGAAUAUCAACGUGCUUUGGAAUAUUUCGAGAAAGCAUUAGAAAUUCGAGCAAAACGUUUACCGAAAGAUGAUUCAGUGCGUAAAAGAACAGAGAAACAUGUGAUUCGUAUGAAAUGGAAAGUAACAUGA